AGCCACGGGUACCCCAAACAAAAAACCAAACCCUUAAAUCUAAAAAACGCGUCCAUCAAUCCUUCCUUCCUCACUUUCUCUGCAACCAUCAUCAGACCUACCGUCACUGUUGGAUACUCCUCCCGGCGACAACUAUGGCGGCGGCGACACCUUCAAAAUCCCAAACCCUAACCCUUCUCCGCUCCUUCAUCCGCGUUUCUCGUCAAUUCCCAGAUUACAACAUACGCGAAUACACAAAACGACGCGCCAUCGAUGCGUUUCGGCAAAACGCAGCACUUUCUGAAGCUUCUUCGAUUUCCGAAGCUUUCUCGUUUGGAAAAUCUCAGCUUGAUGUUGCUAAACGACAAGCCGUUGUUUACUCUAUUUAUGCUCCUUCUCUUCCCAGUGUUAUGGAUCUUCCUAAUAAACCCUUUUAGUGAAGAAUUGCUGCAGGUUAUGUUCUGUUGAGGAUAGGGUAAUCAGAAAUGUGUGUUUCCUUACUUGGCACUCGUCUAUUAUGGAACAGGCUGUGAAGUGAAAUUCUUGAAGUCGCAACUUUCUCUAGGAAGGCAAUAACUGCUCUUUAAUAGCCAUCACUCGUAUUUUUUCAUUGGACAAAUUUAUGUAAGCAUAUAUUAAACAUACUUGAGUGGCAUUCCCAAAUAAUAAACUUAAACAAUUUUCUGUUAGAAUUAGAAUAAUUUUAGUUGGUCCUGUAAGUUGACUAUUUUAUUUGAAUUUUGAUAUGGUGAUGUUCAACUUUGUCAUUAUAA
This is a messenger RNA of Medicago truncatula (barrel medic), 752 nucleotides long. RefSeq names its product LYR motif-containing protein 4. NCBI's taxonomy places the organism in Eukaryota, Viridiplantae, Streptophyta, Magnoliopsida, Fabales, Fabaceae. The record is from RefSeq and is a predicted model, not a curated record. Bases 135 to 416 code for a protein of 93 amino acids. The transcript has 2 exons. Gene Ontology annotation, biological process: iron-sulfur cluster assembly.